UGAUUCCUGGCGCCAUAACUUAUUACAUCGCUGGACUUCACAAAGGAUUUGAACACUUCUUCUACUUUGCUUGUGUGUUAUUUGCUUGCAUGAUGCUGGUUGAGAGCCUGAUGAUGAUAGUUGCUAGCAUUGUGCCCAACUUCCUCAUGGGAAUAAUCGCCGGUGCUGGAAUUCAAGGGCUUAUGAUUCUGUGCGGCGGUUUCUUCCGACUACCAAACGAUAUUCCCAAGCCUAUGUGGAAGUUCCCAUUGUACUACAUUGCGUUCCACAAGUAUGCAUACCAAGGACUGUUUAAAAAUGAAUUCAUAGGCACAACAUUUCCUAGCAGUGAUCAAGGAGGAAAAACAUCCAGUCUCAGUGGGGAACAUAUUCUGAGAGAUAUAUGGCAAGUCGAAAUGGGUUACUCUAAGUGGGUUGAUCUUGCAAUCUUGGUAGGGAUGAUUCUUCUGUAUCGAGUUUUGUUCUUGGUUAUCAUAAAGGCCACAGAGAAAGUGAAGACUAUUACAACUCUUUUUGCAAUGCCUCUCAAUAAGCGAAGCAUGCAAGUAUUGGUCAAUCCGUCCUCUACGCCUAUGCAUGGAGGGGAAUCUGUAGUGGUAGUAUAG
This is a messenger RNA of Prunus avium (sweet cherry), 605 nucleotides long. The record is from RefSeq and is a predicted model, not a curated record. NCBI's taxonomy places the organism in Eukaryota, Viridiplantae, Streptophyta, Magnoliopsida, Rosales, Rosaceae.